ACACUUAAAUUAUCCGAAAUUCAUCGGAGAGCUACUAGUAUUGAUUAUGGAAAUGAAUUGUAUUUAUUUUGAAUGGCAUCGAGUGAUUUUUUUGGAUAACCACUUCAAAUUGCAUUAAUUUUGAUUAAAUUCGAUUGUACAGACUUUUCAUUAUACAUUAUUUUAUUUUUAUUUACAUUUAAAAGAGUGAUUGUCGAGAUGUAAAGCCGCUUAAUACUUCUUUUGUUUUGUUAAGUAUACUACUUAUUUUUAUACUUAUUUAUAAAAAAUUAUAAUUUUUCAAUUAACUAGAAUUGAAACAUAGUAGCACAUGCCUUUGAAAUAGCAAUUAUUUCAAAACACGGGCCAUUUGACGCGCCGGAGAUUUAUCUAAAACUUACUAGUUCACAAUUUUUUGGACAUUUAGUUUCAAAGAAAUAUUGUAAUUUUAUUAUUUCCUUUAAGCUAUUCAAAAUAUCUGAGUUCUUUUCUUUUACAAACUUUAUAUAAUUUAUUUAAUUAAUUAAGAAUUAUAAUUAAUUAAUUUAAUCAAUACAUGAAUUUUUUUUAAAAACAUAGUUUUUUCAGUUACAUGGUUCAAAGAAUUUCUUACCUAAAAAAUUAAAAGUGCUAAUAGAUAAUGAACAUAGAGAAUGUUUCCACCCUAACUGAUAUAAACUUCUUUAUUUUAUAUUUUUCAGCUUUUAAUAAUUCUAAUAGUUAUUAUUUCAAAAUAUAAAAUCAGGUAUAUUUUUCAUCGUUGUCAUAUAAUCAUUUCAUUAAUUUAUAUUGAAAGGCAGUAAAGAGGUAUACAUGGACCAAUUUAAUUUGUCUUAUAAAAAUUUAAAAUAAUGUCCUGACAGAAUUUUAAUGUCAAUAAUUGUAAAUAUUACUUAAGCGCUAAAUACUAAUUUUCCAGAAGUAUCGUAAAAAUAGUAAUUCUGAAAAGCACAUUUCAAAGAAUUUUGUGACGAACUUCUAUCAUAAAACUACGUAAAUCACGCUUCUAUCUUCGUAAUAAUGACUAUAGAAACAUUAAUAUGAAAAAUGUAUCGUUUUUUCCCAAACGUUUUUAUUUAAAUAUUAACUGUCCACACUCUAAAACCACUUUGAAAAAUUCAAGUUGUGCUGUAAAAACUAAAUUAUCUCAGAAUGAAUUCUAUGAGUCUAAUUUUACCCUUUUGUUUACUUUUUUUAGUAUCUAUUGAAUAUUUACACGCUCAACACCGUGUUAGAAGAUCACCUAAUCCUUAUGCAUAUGCUCUUGCCGAAGCAGAACCAGGGUUAGCCAAAUUCACAAAAUCAUUAUGUGACAAAUAUUUAUUAAAAAAUAUCUCCUCAACUUCUGAGUAUUGUGGUGGUAUCGCAUAUAACUUGGCGGAUAAAGCAAGAAAAGCAUGCAAAACUAUUAAGAAAGUUUGCUUCAUAUUCGCAGGAACAGAUUCAGGAAAAACUUGUGAAAAAUACUUUAAAACAAUCAUUUGUCCUUACUUGAGGGUGGAAAAUUCUACUGAAACUGGAGCACCCGAGUCUAAUGAUUCAGAAAGUGAGUCAGAUAAAACUGUUGCGGUUAAAGAGGGUGGUUCUUUACUUUCAACGAAAGGUUCGUUACAACGGGAUUUGUUCAAUGGUUGUGAAGUUGGAAUAAGUGUUGUUACAAGCAAACUUAAUUUAACAAAAUCGGAUUUCGGAACAACUAAAUUUUGCGACAGUGUGCAAACUGCUACAAAAGAUUUGUGUAAAAAUUUCAAUAAAAAUCUUUGUGGGCUUGCAUUUAGCGGAAAACUGCAUUCAUAUUGUGUGACUGGACUAUCUAAAAUGAUUUGCUAAUGAAAAAUGUUUCUCAAGCAAAUCCUAACAGCACGCCGAAAUUCAAUCAUAAGAGUCUUGAAUCAUAGCAGUUUGUUGUAGUUUUACUUACAUAAAUAAAAAUU
Messenger RNA from Trichogramma pretiosum, 1913 nucleotides. RefSeq lists its product as uncharacterized. NCBI's taxonomy places the organism in Eukaryota, Metazoa, Arthropoda, Insecta, Hymenoptera, Trichogrammatidae. Bases 1132 to 1809 code for a protein of 225 amino acids. The transcript is spliced from 8 exons. The record is from RefSeq and is a predicted model, not a curated record.